AUGACAGCAUUCAUCUCAGUACAUCCUGGCGGCUCAGCUGUCCUGCUUAGACACGCCGGGACGGACGCCACUGCCUCAUUCGACGCAGUGCACCCUACAGAGAUUCUCGAUGAGUACGUCGGGUCGGUGCGCGUCAUGGGCUCUCUGCUGGCAGAACAGGCAUCGAACAGUGCCGAGUUGGAAGAUGCAUCAUCAGAGUCUCGCCUACAGCAAGCGAGCAACGGUGAAGAUCCGGGGGACAUGGUGCCCGUCAAACAUAUGCUCAGCCUCGGCGAGAUGGAGACAAGCGCCAUCCGACAGCUCAGCCCCAAGGCGCUCUCGUACUACGCCUCGGGAACUGACGAUGAGCUCACCAUGAGACACAACAGCUCGAUAUUCAAGCAGAUGCUUUUGCGUCCGCGGGUAUUCGUGGAUUGCAGAACCUGCGAUCUUUCUACGACCAUUCUAGGGGAGAAAGUCGGCUUGCCAAUCUUCAUAUCGCCCGCGGCCAUGGCGAAACUCGCCCAUCCUUCCGGCGAGCGGGGCAUAGCGGCGGCAUGCUCCAGCUUCAAUGCACUGCAGAUCAUAAGCAAGAAUGCAUCGAUCUCGGUCCCCUCCAUUGUCGCGGCAGGCAAGGGAGCUGUGUACGCCUGGCAGCUGUAUGUGUUGAAAGACAUUGCGGCAACGGAAAGAACUCUGGCGCGGAUACGAGCAAUUCCCCAGGUCAAGUUCAUCGUAUGGGGUACUGAGGGCGGCCUCACAUGGCACAAGACCCUGGAGUGGCUCUCGACCCAGACCAGUCUUCCAAUUGUUCUGAAGGGGAUUCAGUGCCAUGAGGACGCCUAUGCUGCCACGAAAUUCCCAUCAGUCAAAGGCAUCAUCGUGUCAAACCACGGCGGCAGGGCCCUCGGCACGGCACCGACUCCGGUGCAGGUGCUUCUGGAGAUGAGGAAAUUCUGCCCAGAGGUUUUUAGCAAGGUGGAAGUCAUGAUGGAUGGCGGGAUUCAUCGUGGCACCGAUGUCGUCAAAGCUCUUGCGCUCGGCGCGAAAGCUGUCGGCAUUGGGCGGGCGGCACUGUAUGGCCUUGCUCUAGCUGGCGAGGAAGGCGUGACGAGGACAUUGCAAAGUACGCAACCUACUCUUGAAGUCACCCAUCAUGGAAAAACAAACGGCUGA
Molecule: messenger RNA, 1155 nt
Organism: Purpureocillium takamizusanense
Lineage: Eukaryota; Fungi; Ascomycota; Sordariomycetes; Hypocreales; Ophiocordycipitaceae
Exons: 2
Coding region: 1-1155 (384 amino acids)
Molecular function (GO): heme binding; oxidoreductase activity
Source: RefSeq, a predicted model, not a curated record